AUGAUGGAAACAAAUAAUGAAAAUAAAGAAAAAUUAAAAUUAUAUACUUGGGAUGAAGUAUCAAAACAUAAUCAAAAAAAUGAUUUAUGGAUUAUAGUUGAUGGUAAAGUUUAUAAUAUUACAAAAUGGGUACCAUUACAUCCAGGUGGUGAAGAUAUAUUAUUAUUAUCAGCAGGUAGAGAUGCAACAAAUUUAUUUGAAAGUUAUCAUCCAAUGACGGAUAAACACUAUUCCUUAAUUAAACAAUAUGAAAUUGGAUAUAUAUCAUCAUAUGAACAUCCAAAAUAUGUUGAAAAAAGUGAAUUCUAUUCUACAUUGAAACAACGUGUUAGAAAACAUUUCCAAACUUCAUCACAAGAUCCAAAAGUUUCAGUUGGAGUUUUCACAAGAAUGGUGUUAAUUUAUUUAUUCCUAUUUGUUACUUACUAUUUAUCACAAUUCUCUACGGAUAGAUUUUGGUUAAAUUGUAUAUUCGCUGUUUUAUAUGGUGUUGCAAAUUCGUUAUUUGGAUUACACACGAUGCAUGACGCUUGCCACACAGCAAUCACUCAUAAUCCAAUGACUUGGAAAAUAUUGGGUGCAACAUUUGAUUUGUUCGCUGGUGCUUCAUUCUAUGCAUGGUGUCAUCAACAUGUGAUUGGGCAUCAUUUAUAUACAAAUGUAAGAAAUGCAGAUCCAGACUUGGGUCAAGGUGAAAUUGAUUUUCGUGUUGUUACACCAUAUCAAGCAAGAUCAUGGUACCAUAAAUAUCAACAUAUUUACGCACCAAUUCUAUAUGGAGUUUACGCUUUAAAAUAUCGUAUUCAAGAUCACGAAAUCUUUACAAAGAAAUCAAAUGGUGCAAUUAGAUAUUCACCAAUAUCAACGAUUGAUACUGCAAUUUUCAUACUUGGUAAAUUGGUUUUCAUUAUCUCUCGUUUCAUACUCCCAUUAAUCUAUAAUCAUUCAUUCUCUCAUUUAAUUUGUUUCUUCCUAAUCUCUGAAUUGGUUUUAGGUUGGUAUUUAGCCAUUUCUUUUCAAGUUAGUCAUGUAGUUGAAGAUCUUCAAUUCAUGGCAACACCUGAAAUUUUCGAUGGUGCUGAUCACCCAUUACCAACAACCUUCAAUCAAGAUUGGGCAAUUCUUCAAGUUAAAACUACUCAAGAUUAUGCUCAAGAUUCAGUUUUAAGUACUUUCUUUUCUGGUGGUUUAAAUUUACAAGUUAUUCAUCAUUGUUUCCCAACAAUUGCUCAAGAUUAUUACCCACAAAUUGUUCCAAUUCUUAAAGAAGUUUGUAAAGAAUAUAAUGUUACAUAUCAUUAUAAGCCAACAUUUACUGAAGCAAUAAAGUCUCAUAUCAACUAUCUUUACAAAAUGGGUAAUGAUCCAGACUAUGUCAGAAAACCAGUAAACAAAAACGAUUAA
This is a messenger RNA of Dictyostelium discoideum AX4, 1404 nucleotides long. It is a transcript of the gene fadB, whose product is annotated as delta 5 fatty acid desaturase. Gene Ontology annotation, biological process: lipid biosynthetic process; lipid metabolic process. Gene Ontology annotation, molecular function: acyl-lipid (8-3)-desaturase activity; oxidoreductase activity. The coding region runs from base 1 to 1404 and encodes 467 amino acids. The transcript has 3 exons. NCBI's taxonomy places the organism in Eukaryota, Evosea, Eumycetozoa, Dictyosteliales, Dictyosteliaceae. The record is from RefSeq and is a predicted model, not a curated record. Gene Ontology annotation, cellular component: membrane.